AUGGCGGACGCAGUGGCUCCUGCCGACCCGGCAGCAGCAGCUCCAGAGGAGCCGCGGACAUGGAGUUCAAUCAUUUUUGGAAUCCUGAAACAAGCCAUGAUGUUCUACUUUAUUUCUACUAUGCUUGGAAAAUUCGGUGGCGGAGGACAACAGAAGACCAAUUCGACAGCUGCAGCAAAUUUGAAGGCAUUCCCUCCAUCAGUCAACCUGUUUCCAGCCGGACAGCUUUUCGAUCUCUACAUGUACCUAGAUGAAUCUGAAUUUCAAUUCAACAAUUUCGAUAAUGGAAACCUAUUCGCAAAGAAAAUGAGACUGAAGUACGGAGAUUGGACUAGCGGACCUAAUAAGGAUGGAUCAUACGUCUUUGAAAAGACUUUCCCAACGCCAGAAAUCUUGCUCAAGAACCAAUCUUACUACCUCCAUGCGUUUAUUGUCAAAACUGGACAAUCACCAAACCCUUCUGACAAAAACUACAUUCGGAGAGAGGUCGUCUAUGGGUCCUACAUGCUCAAUAAGUACAAGAAGAAGCACUACAAGAAAACUGCAAAUUUGCUGACGGGAGUCAGUGAGCAGAGUAAUGAAGACCUGGCGAAGGCGGAAAUUAUGAAGUUCGAGGUGAGUUCGAGAGAUGAGAAGUGCUACUUAUCAAGUAUCCUUUCUAUUCAGAUUCUCAACUUCUGGCAUCCAAACAUCUCCAUCAACAUCGUCGACGACCACACUAACUGGCAUAAAGGUGGUGUACCUCCUCCACUCGACAAGGAUCUCAAGUUCGCUCCAAAUGGGGAGUUCUACCACCCAAUCUUGUUCUUCAACAACUACUGGAACCUCGGAGCUGACUACAUGCCUAUCAAUGAGACCGUCAAGGAACUGAAGCUGUCGGUCACCUUCUAUCCACUCUCCCUGUUCAAAUAUCAAAUGUAUGCCAGUCAAAAUGUGAGUAGCCAGAUAGCAGGAGACAAUGAAAAUUUGCUAUAUUUCCAGAUGAGAAGCCAGUGGAGUGACAUCCUCCAGACCGAGAAGGAAGACGACGACUCUAUCAAAGUGGCACUUUUGGAAACUAACCCGAUCCUUCUCGGAAUCACAAUUGUUGUUUCCAUGCUUCACACUGUUCUGGAGCUUCUUGCCUUCAAAAACGACAUCCAGUUCUGGAAGAGUAGAAAGGACCUUGUGGGACUUUCGGUACGCUCUGUGUUAUUCAAUAUCUUCCAGUCCCUCAUCGUCUUCCUCUACAUCUGUGACAACGAGACCAAUUUUGUCGUCAAGAUGAGCGUUGGAAUCGGUCUCCUCAUUGAGUGCUGGAAGAUUCCAAAGGUGCUCAAUGUUGAAGUGGAUCGAGAGAACCUUAUCCUCGGUGUGCUUCCUCGAUUGAAGUUCAGCGACAAAGGAUCAUAUGUGGAGUCAGACACCAAAGUGUACGAUCAAAUGGCAUUCCGCUAUCUGUCGUGGGUUCUAUUCCCACUGCUUGUUGGAUAUGCUAUCUACUCUAUCAUCUACGUGGAACAACGUGGUUGGUACUCAUGGGUGUUGAACAUGUUGUACGGAUAUCUGUUGAUGUUUGGAUUCAUCACAAUGACACCUCAGGAUUAUGAGAGACGACUUCGCUCUAACUACCACGACCACCAAAAAGAUCCCUUCUGCUUUGAAAUUUCUUCAGGACAAUCUCGAAUUUCGUUUUUGAAGUCUUGGGAGUCAGAGCGAAAUCCGGGACCAUCUCUCAUAAUCCUGGAGAAUCUUUCAAAAUCCCAAGUUGAUUCAGAAUCCCUCAGAAUCUCAGAAGCUCUCGUAACUUCCCGGAAACUUCCCGAAAUUCUUGCUCGUCAAGAAAACCUGAAUAUCAGGUUCUCGGGACGUUUAAAUUCAUUCAAAAAGCUGAUCCGGAACACCGGAAUCGAAAAAUCCGGAUUCCGGAACCCAGAAUCCGGAGAUCUCAGUGUAUGGAUGUCAGAUACUCAACAUUCUUCAGAUUCAGACCUUCAAAAAGUGCUCUUCAUAAACUACAAAUUGAAGUCUGUGGCUCAUCUUCCUUGGAGAAUGCUGACCUACAAAUUCAUCAACACCUUUAUUGACGACUUGUUCGCAUUUGUCAUCAAAAUGCCAACGCUCUAUCGUAUCGGAUGUUUCAGAGAUGAUAUAAUUUUCUUGGUAAGUUUCACAAGAUCCCUGAUUAGUCGACAAACAAUAAUUUUUCAGAUCUACCUAUACCAACGCUGGAUCUACCGCGUCGACCCAACCAGAAUGAACGAAUAUGGAACUUCUGGAGAACAUGAACACGGAGUACCACCACCAGUUGAAGGGUCCACAGAUAAUGAAAAUGCCGAAACACCAGCAAUUGAAGAGUCAAAGAAAGACAAGUAG
Molecule: messenger RNA, 2355 nt
Organism: Caenorhabditis briggsae
Lineage: Eukaryota; Metazoa; Nematoda; Chromadorea; Rhabditida; Rhabditidae
Exons: 8
Coding region: 1-2355 (784 amino acids)
Cellular component (GO): endomembrane system; membrane
Source: RefSeq, a predicted model, not a curated record